Messenger RNA from Cetraspora pellucida, 530 nucleotides. The record is from the annotation of a GenBank genome assembly. NCBI's taxonomy places the organism in Eukaryota, Fungi, Glomeromycota, Glomeromycetes, Diversisporales, Gigasporaceae.
GUCUCCAUCUUGAUACUAUUAAUAGUGCUUUUGUUGAAGACAUUGAAGAUGAACCACAAAUGAUGUUAAAAUCUUUUUUAAAUGGUGUUAAAUCUUCAAAUUUAAUUGACAUCAUACCAGCUAGAUGGUACAAAGACAGUAUUGUAGCCCAAUUAGACAUUAAUCUCAAAAGUUCACCAGUUCUAACUGCUAUAAAGCCAUGUAUUAAAACUUUGCUAUUAUCUUUUGAAACAACAUUUAUUUUUCAAAACUUACAACAGUUUCAGAAAUUAGAAUAUAAUGAAAUUAUUCACUACACUACUCCUCUAAGAAAUCAGUUUGGGAUUGCAUUUUCUAUUUCUAAAACCGCAAUUAAUAUUGCUUUAGAAACCAACAGUGAUAAGGAAUUAAUACGAAUGCUAAAGAACUUUAUUAUAAUCAAGUGGCAAGGUUGUAAAGAUUCAAGUUUUAAUGCUAACAAUUCAUAUGAUAAUACAAAUGAGAGUGUUAUAAAAAACAGUGAAUCUGAUAAAAUAGUUCCUUUACAAUAG